UCCAUAGAGUCCGCCAGCAGGUGGUGCUGUGCAUGUGUAACACUGAUGGUAAGCCUGGUGGAAUCUCCAAGGUGUCUGCCAGCAGAUGGUGCUGUGCACAUGUAGCACAGAUAGCAAAGCCUGGCAGAGUCUCCAAGAUGUCCAGGAUCAGCAUGUGUGGCGUCUGACGUCAUCAAAAUGCGAUUGCUUGCCCUUAGUGCCUACUGGACUACCUUCACCCCUGCCCAUUUGGAACUCAUCAAACAUACAUGGACUGCCACACCAUGCACCUGUUAUCCCUUUUGUAAUGGUCCUGUGCUGA
Staurois parvus is the source of this 301-nucleotide messenger RNA. NCBI's taxonomy places the organism in Eukaryota, Metazoa, Chordata, Amphibia, Anura, Ranidae. The record is from the annotation of a GenBank genome assembly.